Molecule: messenger RNA, 1427 nt
Organism: Mercurialis annua (annual mercury)
Lineage: Eukaryota; Viridiplantae; Streptophyta; Magnoliopsida; Malpighiales; Euphorbiaceae
Product: E3 ubiquitin-protein ligase ATL4
Exons: 1
Coding region: 184-1119 (311 amino acids)
Source: RefSeq, a predicted model, not a curated record
AGGUGAAUGGUAUAAAUAAGAAUUAUGAAUCUUAUUAAUUCUAUCCACCUACACUACACUCUCACGUGACUCCUCUCCACUCCACUUCCUUCCCAAACAUCAAACCUUAAUUACUCCACACGCAAACUCACAUACGCUUCUAAAAGGCGCCAUUUUUCUUCUCUUCUUCCAAACCAACACAAAAUGUCCACCGCCCCGCCGUCUCCUCUUCUUCCGUUGAACACCGCCGCUCAUCCUUCCCCUUUCCAAACUCUCAAGCCUACCCUUCUUCUUAUCCUUCUCAUCCUCUCCGUUACUUUCCUCGUUUCCGUCUCUAUCUGCUUUCUCCUCCGUCAUCUCAACCGCCGCUGUCUCCGCCAUCUCUCUCAUCCCACCACUGCUUCCUCUUCUUCCAAUCGUCAUUCCUCCAGCAAUCGCGUUUCUCCUGAACUCUCCAUUGUCGAUUCUCUUCCUCUUUUCUCUUUCAGUUCCAUCAAACGUGCUUCUGCCAAUUCUGCCGUCGACUGCGCCGUUUGCCUGUCUAAGUUUGAACCGCACGAUCAGCUGCGCCUCCUCCCUCUGUGCUGCCACGCCUUUCAUGUUGAUUGCAUCGACACGUGGCUUCGCUCUAAUCAGACGUGUCCUCUCUGCCGCUCUUCUAUUCAUGCGUCAGAGUCAAACGUCUUAAAGGCGCUCUCAACCGACGGUGCAGGUGCAGGUUCAGAAAGUUUUCGACUCGAAAUAGGCUCCAUCAGCCGCCGGCAAACAGCACCUGAUUCGGUUGUGGAGUCUCGUAGCUCCUACUCUAUUGGCUCAUUUGAGUACCUUGUUGAGGAAGAUUCAGAGAUUACGGUGAGCCAAACGCACAGAAGCAGCUUUUCGGAUAAGGAAACAGUAGCUGCUCAGCAAUAUUUAGAGUCGAACCUAGCCUCGGACGUAUCCGCCGGCGGAAGGAGUUGGCUUAAGGACUACGUUGACAGGCUGUCGACUUCUCUGUCGUCGCGUGCAUUAUCGUUUCGAAGUUCAGGAAGAUUCUUUACCGGAAGUAGUCGCCGAAGCGAGACCGUCGAUUAUGACGUGGAAGGUCAUCGGAUGGGGGAGGAGAUCAGUGAGAUGUUCCGUUGGUUUUCAGGGGUAUGAAUCGUAAAUAUAUCCAUUUAGAUAGGGGAAUUCUAAUUCUCCCACUUCUUUUAAAUUUUGGUUGCUAUAUCCACGUUAAAACGACACUGAGAUCAUGAGCAUGAAGAGUGGACAAAGCAAAAAAAAAGGUGGAAGAGUGGGAUACCUUGCUUAAAUUCUCCUCUUCAUCUUUGUUAUAAGGAGUGUACAUAGAGAUAAAGUAGGAGAAAGAAUUGACAUUUUGUUUUGUUUUUGGCCUUUAUUAGGACAUUUAAAGUCUGGAUAUUAUUACCCUAAUAAGAAAAAGAUGGACGACUGUUUUUGUUUGA